AUGGAGUCAUUUCAUACGGAUCUUGAACUUGGAGAGAGCUUUACCUUUGAUUUUGAUGCUGGAAGUGUAGAUGAAGAGAAUUCUGAUAUAGCUACUUAUUGGAAAUAUUUCAAGUAUUAUCAUACUAGAAGUGAUAUGGCAUUCAGAAUCAGCCUGAAAGGACUCACAUCAGAAUCUGAUGGAGAUAUUUUCGUGUCCACUAAAGAGAAGAAGCCAACAAGAAUUAAGUCUAAAUGGAAAAAUACAACUUUUGGAGAUAAGAGUUUGGAAAUUCAUACUAGUCAUGACAGCUAUGAACAAGGUACUUACUAUAUAGCUGUUUGUGGGAAAAAUAGUAUGACAAGACAGCUUGAAAUAAUUUUGGAAUUGAUCAACUCUAUCGAGAAUGUUCCAAUAAAAGAUGGCCUAGUUCAAUCUUUAUUAGGCACAGGAGAGGAAGCAAUGGUCCAUCAUUGCUUUAAAGUCAGAAAGGCAGAAAAUCUUAAGUUAGAAAUUCAUAUCUCACCUGGAUUUCCAAAAGUUGUUGCGUAUCUCUCUUCCGAAGCUCCUCAGCUACCUGCCAGAGAGUGAGAUUGGGUAGUUGGUUUAUUCCAGAACGAUGAGGUGACUAAAAAUAUGCAAAGGAGUUCUUUCACCUGAAAUCCUUUCUAUAUUGACUAUGAGUCGAAGAAAAUACAAUACGACCCUACUUUGGAGUCUGUCAGCACUGAAUUUGGAGAUCUUUCUACAAUGGAUCUGGUUAGAAUAAAACAUCGCUCUAUUUUAAAAUUAAAAUUAUUCGAUGAAUAUGAAGAGAAGAAGAAAAACGAAGAUAGAAUCCUUAUUUCUGACCGGAAAUACACAAAUUUCCAAGUCUCUGAUGAAGUCAUUGAGGCUAGCAUGGAUAAGGUAAUUGAAGAACUAAAGGAGGACUUGAUCGACCUUAACCAGGAUUCUGACAUGACUCCUCAGCGUCCAUACAUCAUUUGCUUGGAUGCUGAAGCUUUUAAAUUUUCACAAGGGAUUUGUUACUUAGCCUUAGAAAAUCUUUCAGGAGAGGAGAUCUCCUAUAAAAUAAAAAUAUUGGAGAAGCAUGAGUUCGAUAUAUGUGAUAAGCAUACACAGAAGAUCAAUAGAGUCUACAGUAGAGUGUUCUCUCAUAUCGAUCCAUCUCAGAUCUCACACCAGGAGCGAGACAGGCUGGACUUGUGUAAUCUGAGUCAAUAUACCUACGGAGAGGUCAAGUUUAGAUAUUUUUACCCAAUCUUAACAUUUGUUAAGCCUCAAGAAGGCGAAAUAUUCUGGGAUAUCGGCUGUGGGGCAUGUAAACCAAUGAUAAUCGCAGCAAUAGGAUUCCCUCAGCUCAAAGCAGUCAAAGGUGUUGAGUUUGUCGAUGGUCUUUAUGAGCUAGGCAAGCAAAAUAUUGAAGAACUUCACAAAGAAGUUGAUGAAAUUGGAGAUCUGGAUUAUUGUAAAAAUAUUGAAAUUCAGCAUGGAGACCUACUACAAACGGACUGGAGUGAGGCAGAUAUUCUUUAUAUCUCCUCUGUAUGCUUUAAUGAAGAAAUGCUCAAGAAAAUCAAUGAGAUGUCCAAUGAUUGCAAGGUGGGGACUAGGAUGAUCACUUUGAAAAAACUGCCUAAAAACCCAAACUGGAAGGACCUCCACACAUUUAAAGCUAAGAUGUCAUGGGGGCCAACUGAAGUCUUUAUCUCACAUAAAAUCACGUAGACUAAUUUAAAUCUAAAAAAAUCUAAAGUUUGUUAUUAGUCGAU
Molecule: messenger RNA, 1754 nt
Organism: Moneuplotes crassus
Lineage: Eukaryota; Ciliophora; Spirotrichea; Euplotida; Euplotidae
Source: the annotation of a GenBank genome assembly